UGAAGUGAACAGCUUGAAGGCAACUCCCGUCAUCCGGCGACUAGAGCCUGAGGCAUAGGCCGGGGGAAGCGAGCAACACCGACCGUCAACCACCCGCUUCUCAACCACGUCGGCGGCCUGGUCAACCGUGGAUAACACUUUGUCAAUCAACUUGUUAACCACAUUGUGUGUAUCCCAGCAACACAUGAUACAUCCGACCGUGGUUCUUGUGAAGCCUUCCGAGAAGUCUCAAAGCCACUGCAAACCAUGCAAGAAUGCAUUGAACGCAUCGACUAUACAUCCCCACCGGUAAAAAACGCCAAAGCCGUCAAAUGUUCUCGCGUAAUGGAAGAGUUUCCCGUCUUCGAACCCCGUCGCCCAACAGACAUUCGCCCUCACCUCCGGUCGUCGUACAUCGCGAAGCGCUUCGCAACCACGAGAAUGGCACGAUCCGUAAAUCAUUGGAAUCCCUCAAGGAGCAAAGCUUUAUUGCUGCCAUGUAAAACUAUGUUCCUGAUGAUUUCAGACCACCCGAACCGAUGCCUAUCCGCCCGGACCGUUCUCUCCGGUUAUAUUAGGAGAGAAGAGCCACAAGAGAGCUGCGAGACGGCGAUGCUGUCCGCAAUGAGUAACACAUGUUUCUUGGGGGUGAACAGUGGUGUUGUCAAGAGACCUAAUGGUCAUCUGCAUAGGGGUCAUGGUAAAGCCCCAUCUCGGGGCACUGAAACCGCACCCCAAACUACCCAGUGCGGAGGAGCGAAAAUUGCGAGCGAGGAUGACACAUCCACACUCCAGGUUUGACUGCUUCUGCGGUUAGAGCAUGAUCGGUAAAAAGGAUAGACGGUAGGGAUCGCUCAUGAGAAUUUAUUGUCGCAUACUGCUCCUGUGCAUUGGCGUGCUGAUCAGCGAACGACGCAGAACAAGGAAACCCCGCCAGCGACUACGGAUAUACGCCGGGACUGCAAGAAGAUACGGCAUUGUACAGUGCAUGAACGCAAAACGAAGACGAGCCGAGGCCUCGAGAAGAAUUGGAAGUUCGGCUAGCC
Aspergillus fijiensis CBS 313.89 is the source of this 1025-nucleotide messenger RNA. RefSeq lists its product as uncharacterized. The transcript has a single exon. The coding region runs from base 247 to 780 and encodes 177 amino acids. Lineage: Eukaryota; Fungi; Ascomycota; Eurotiomycetes; Eurotiales; Aspergillaceae. The record is from RefSeq and is a predicted model, not a curated record.